Molecule: messenger RNA, 1879 nt
Organism: Myxocyprinus asiaticus (Chinese sucker)
Lineage: Eukaryota; Metazoa; Chordata; Actinopteri; Cypriniformes; Catostomidae
Product: hereditary hemochromatosis protein homolog
Exons: 7
Coding region: 524-1495 (323 amino acids)
Biological process (GO): immune response
Cellular component (GO): external side of plasma membrane
Source: RefSeq, a predicted model, not a curated record
UUCCUCUGGGCGGGACUGUUUGAAACAAGGAAGUACAAGGGAGAAAUAACAUAUCUAUUGUUAGUGUCUCCCGGGUCUAGGCACUGAGACAGUCUCAUAUUUAGAGGAAUAAUAUUUUAUAUAAGAACACCGGUAAGCGAAGUGAAUGAAGAACAAAGCGACAAAAAACUGGACACAGAUGUUAGAACUCCCCACGAGUUUGGGGAAUAACCCUCGGUGACAAGAAGGCAAUGUUGUUUUUCCUCUUGUUUGUAACAUAGGUGAAAUGACGCAGGUUGCUAACCACACCUAAUAGAAACAUCUGAGGAUGGGCGUGUAUCUGAUGGUGUGAUAGCUGGCUCGAUCAAGCAAAAUACAACUAAGAAAACCACUGACAGCUCACCCAGUGUUGGGUUGUCUUAUCUAUACAAGAUUGUCACAACAUUCUGGUCAAACCGCCGUGUGUGUUUUCUUGUAACUCGGACAUUAAAAACAACACUAACUGUACCACAGUAUCGCUACAUGUCCGUGAUAUUCCGACACAAUGUCAACGGGAGUAGUACAGUUCUUGUUGGUGUCCUCAGUGGUGGCUUUACACACUCAAUAUUCAGGGGAUCACCGCUUAGUCAUAUAUGUGACAUUUGCUCCAGGACUUGAAUAUCUGCCGACAUACUCUUCGUAUGGCAUGCUUGAUGAUUACAGAGUAUUUACCUACGACAGCGUCUCUGAUGUUUUCUCACAUCCCUUUGGCCAACAGGAAUCUCUCUCCACUGUCUGGAGAGAUCUUAGGGAUUGCACACAUUUUAAAACUGGUUAUUUCAACUUGUUUUCAAGAUAUGCAAAUGCAACACUGGGGUUGAAAGGCCCACUUUUACAGUUAAUGUAUGGAUGUCAGCUCAGCCAUAAUGGAACAUCAAGUGGAUUGUAUCAUUUUUCAGUCAAUGGAGAGUACAGUCUGUCUAUGGACAUGGACAACCCCCUAUGGUACUCAUAUUUGCCACAAGAUCUGGACAUUAAGAACAUUCUUGACAGGUUUGAGCUCUGGAAUCACAAUAAUCUUAUAUACAUUCACCGUGUUUGUGUUCCUCGCCUCAAGAUGUUCUACAAACACAGUAAAGCAAUAAUUGACCAAAAAGUUCGUCCAGAAGCUACGAUCAGGCGCCAACGUACUAGUGCUCUCAUCUGUGUUGUGACGGGGUUUUACCCUAAAGAAAUCACUGUGGAGUGGAUAAUUGAUGGAAAGAAACCCUUAGAUGGGACAUCAACAGGUCUCCUGCCAAAUCAUGACCAGACGUACCAAGUUCAAAUGUCAAUUGAGUUAUCUGAUGCUACACACAACUACUCCUGUCAAAUAGAGCACAGCAGUCUUCAAGAGCCGAUGGUCCUUACAUGGGAUGGAUCCUCAGGUAUGGCCAAUGAAAAUUCUUCAAAGCACAUUGGUUUGAUUGCAGCACUUAUUGUGGUGUUUAUAGUAAUAAUAGUUAUUUUCUGUUUUAUAAUGAAACGUGUCAUUUAAAAACUUUAUAAUUGUAUUUUUUACAUAAAUUAUCAUUUUAUCAUAUAUUUUUAUAAUAUUAUAUUAUCUAUAAUAUCCUAAACUACUAUUUAUAGUUUGUUGUAGCAAAAUACCCAUUUACAAAGAAAAAGGCAAUUUUCAACUGCUGUAAAUAGAUGAUAUGAUAAAGCUUUCAGAUCUUUUUUCAGAUCUUUAUUUUCUUAUUUAUAGUAUAACGUUUUAUUGUGUUAUACUGACUGUUGUUGUAUAUCUUAUAAUGUUAGUUUUGUUGGUCUUUCUGUGACAUUUGUGUCAUUUUCCAUCAUUUUGUGUUCAACUAAUUGUCUGUUUUGAGAAAGACGUUCAUUAUCCAAAAAAUUAGGAUAAAGAUAUUUUACGAUUUAA